UAGGGAUGCUGUGCUCGCGAUAUUUACACGCCAAACGGCCUAUCGUGCAGUAUUAUAGAAUAAUGUGAUUAUUGUGCUCUGUUUUGUGAUUUAAUACAACGAGUGUAGUUAAUAAUAAAUAAAAACAAUGUUCGGCAAUUGUUGCGGGCGUAAAAAGGCCAAGAAGAAGGAAACCAAGGACGCUGAGACCCAAAGCGAGUAUGAGUUAUUCGAUGAGAAACACGAGAUUGAUAAUGAGAUCGCGAAAGUUCCUCUGGAUGAUACCGCCGACAACGGGGGUGAUAACGAAGAUAAACUAUGUGAUAAUCAGGAUGCGGCCAUUGUGGACCAACCCCAUACACUUCACACGCCUGAUGUGCGAAUUGCUCAAGAAAUAACCCCGGAAAGCCCAAUCAAAGAAGCACAAAUCAAACCAAUCCAUGAACAACCUCAACCGCAACCUGUUAAAUCUCUUCAAAAACAAGCAAAAGUCGAAGGUUCAUUAGAACUCCCUGAAACCCCGCGAUCCCAGGAAUCUGAAUCACAACCAGAUCUUACUGUUUUGAUUAAAGUGAAUGGACAUGAUUGCCGCCCACAGGACUCAAUCGAAAGUGAAUCGGUUAUUGAUGAUGAAGUUUUUGAAGAAGGUGUUGGUCCUCCGAUAAAACUAGCGAAAAACAUGGGUAAACCACUUGCUAAGGGACAAAUUCAUGUCCCGCUCCCAAACUGGUUAUCAGAGGAAGAUGACACUGAGGAGAGAGGUGGGACACAGGAACCGCCCGCGACGCCAAUCGGUAAAGACGAGCUGGCGCUGCGAAGACACCGAUUCUUCUCGGAGUUACUCUGUGCGGCGCAGAACGCCACCGAACACAAAGUGCAUUUUGAUCCACUAGGACCUAGUGUUGCAGGGGCAGGGGUUGAUGCACCUCAUUCGCAAGAACUUGAACAACUCGUCUCACGUUUAGAAAACGUCACCUCGCGACUUGAGAACGUUUGUCAGCCAGUACAAGAAAUAUUAAAACUUAGUUCUUGUGCGUCCCUGCAAGAUUUCCUGGACACACCACUAGAAACACCUCUACCGCCACCAGUCCCCGACUCACCGGAAACAGUCAUCUUCAACGAGGUCACCAUGAGUGUCUACGGAUAUCAGGAUGUGAUGUCAGGACCUCUGGCGCAGUUUCUAGCCGUUUCCCAACAAUUGGGAGGAGAUGUGGCCACGCAUGCCGCCAUGGUGAAAACAGCAUUCGAUACCCAGCUGCAGUACAUCGUCAUGGCCAGCGAGUCAAAGCAACCCUCACAGGGAGACAUCAACAACCUGAUCCAACCAACAGCCAAGUGCAUCCAGCAGAUUCAGGAAUUCCGCGAGAAGAAUCGUGGCUCACCGUAUUUCAAUCAUCUAUCUGCCAUCAGCGAAAGUAUCCCUGCUCUUGGUUGGGUUGCAGUCAGUCCCACGCCAGGACCCUAUGUCAAGGAGAUGAAUGACGCCGGUCAGUUCUAUACCAAUCGUGUAUUGAAGGAUUGGAAGGAGAAGGAUAAGAAACACGUUGAUUGGGUGAAGGCGUGGGUACAGACGCUCACGGAACUUCAAGCGUUUGUUAAACAACAUCAUACAACUGGUUUAGUAUGGUCUGGUAAGAAUACACUUGCGGGAGGAGCACCUCCACCACCUGGACCACCGCCACCACCUGCCAUGUGUGAUAUCAGUGCACUAUCAGUGGAUCCCAGUCAGGAUAGGUCCGCGUUGUUUGAUCAAAUCAAUCAAGGAGCUGAUAUUACUAAAGGAUUAAAAAAAGUCACUUCCGAUAUGCAAACUCAUAAAAACGCGGCCCUACGUCAAGGACCUGCACCUUUCAAGACACCAGCAGGUGCGGGUGCUACUUGUGUACGAUCAGCUGCUCCAGUUGAUAAACCACCUGUUUUCAACCGUGAUGGUAAAAAGUGGAUGAUUGAGUAUCAGAAAGGCAAUCAUAAUCUGUUGGUUGAGGGCGCUGAGAUGAACAACGUUGUUUAUCUCUUCAAAUGCACCGAUUCGACGGUCACGGUCAAGGGCAAGAUCAAUUCAAUCACGCUUGACUCCUGCAAGAAGACUUCCGUUGUUUUCGACAGCCUUGUUUCCGCCGUGGAGUUUAUUAAUUGUCAAUCGGUGCAGAUGCAGGUCCUCAGCAAGGUGCCCACUAUUUCGAUUGAUAAAACCGAUGGAUGUCAAAUGUAUCUGAGCAAUGAUUCACUCAACGUGGAGAUUGUCAGCUCGAAAUCGUCGGAGAUGAAUGUUCUAGUCCCCAAACCAAAUGGAGACUAUGCUGAAUACCCAAUCCCUGAACAAUACAAAACGACCGUGGUCCCCGGUGGUCUGAGCACUGUCAUCGUCGAGAGCAAAGGCUAAGCGUGAAGAGUCGUCAGUAUUCGUGCGAUUUUUCAAUUUUAUACAGAAUUACUACGGUACGAUUUUUAACUUAUCAAAAACAAUUUGUAAGAUUAUACAGGCGUGUUUUUAAUAUGGCAUAGUGAUGUAAUAUUAAUAUAAUAACGUUUGUACUAUUAAUAUUAAUUCUUAAUCAUGGUUUCUUUUUGGUUGUGGCUUUACACUUGCAUUAUUCACCGAGGUACAGACACUGAUAAUCUAGACCGACAAAAUGAAUAUGAAUGAUAAAUAAAUUCAGCUUUACGAUCAAA
Messenger RNA from Dalotia coriaria, 2652 nucleotides. It is a transcript of the gene capt, whose product is annotated as adenylyl cyclase-associated protein 1. NCBI's taxonomy places the organism in Eukaryota, Metazoa, Arthropoda, Insecta, Coleoptera, Staphylinidae. Bases 128 to 2362 code for a protein of 744 amino acids. Gene Ontology annotation, molecular function: adenylate cyclase binding; actin binding. Gene Ontology annotation, cellular component: cytoplasm. Gene Ontology annotation, biological process: cell morphogenesis; cytoskeleton organization; actin filament organization. The transcript is spliced from 5 exons. The record is from RefSeq and is a predicted model, not a curated record.